AUGUAUGCCAAGCUUAGCAUCACUGUCACUGCUUUCGCAGCAGCCGUCUCUGCGGCUCCCUCUACCCUCGUCGCCCGUUACGGCGACUCCUACACCUUUUACCAAGGCGACGGCUCUGCUGCCAGUGGUUGGCCCGCCCAGAGCUCCUGGGGCUCCUUUGACCAGCUCUGGGCCUCCAACGUCCCGCUCAUGCAAAAGUCGUGCGGCUGGAACAGCUGGGGCACCGACAACUCGGACGACGAAAUCAGCAACAUCAAGAGCGCCAUCAACCAGGUCGCUGGCGAGUCUGGUGUGGACAGCCGCUUCAUCCUCGCCGUCAUGAUGCAGGAGAGCAAGGGCUGCGUUCGCGUGCCCACCACCGACAACGGCGUCCGCAACCCCGGCCUCAUGCAGUCGCACAAUGGCUCUGGCAGCUGCGCGGGCCAGAACCCCUGCCCGGCCAGCCAAAUCACCCAGAUGAUCCGCGACGGCGUCAGCGGGACCUCGUCUGGCGACGGUCUCCAGCAGACUCUGGCCCAGGCCCAGAGUGCAACCGGAGACAACGGCAGCCGCAAGUUCUACGGUGCAGCCCGUCUCUACAACAGCGGCUCCGCCGACUACAGCAACCUCAACAACGGCCUCGGUAGCACUGCGUGCUACGCCACUGAUGUUGCCAACCGCCUCACCGGCUGGACUCUUGCUCCCUCUCAGUGCCGUGCCUAA
Akanthomyces muscarius is the source of this 702-nucleotide messenger RNA. RefSeq lists its product as uncharacterized. The transcript has a single exon. Bases 1 to 702 code for a protein of 233 amino acids. The record is from RefSeq and is a predicted model, not a curated record. Lineage: Eukaryota; Fungi; Ascomycota; Sordariomycetes; Hypocreales; Cordycipitaceae.